Molecule: messenger RNA, 1731 nt
Organism: Exophiala aquamarina CBS 119918
Lineage: Eukaryota; Fungi; Ascomycota; Eurotiomycetes; Chaetothyriales; Herpotrichiellaceae
Product: manganese transporter
Exons: 2
Coding region: 1-1731 (576 amino acids)
Biological process (GO): intracellular manganese ion homeostasis; iron ion transport
Cellular component (GO): membrane
Molecular function (GO): cadmium ion transmembrane transporter activity; manganese ion transmembrane transporter activity
Source: RefSeq, a predicted model, not a curated record
AUGAACUGCCCUUCGCGCCCAGAUAACAUCGAGGGUCAUCCGGACUGGAAUCAGAACCCUCGUGACUUGUCCUCGGAUCUGACCACCAGGGCCGAUCUCAAUGGCAUUGUGAAUCUCAGAGAACAACGAGAAAACGAAUCAAGUCUUAGCAACGACCAGCAAGAACAAACCAAUGUUAACCCUACUGAUAAGGCCGAGUCACCUGUGGCCGGUCUCGAAUCCCCGCCCAAUGUCAAGGUUGAUCCCAUGAAGCAGGAGAAUCCUACCGCAACCACGGAAGGUCUUGCAACAUCUGCCUUUCAACCACAUUCUGCACGAUCGCCUAUGAAGUCGCGCGGACCAGUCUUUGUUCUCAACAAGGUCAUCACCACCCUCCGAAAGUAUCUCAAGUUUGUCGGGCCCGGCUUCCUCAUUGCCGUUGCGUACAUUGAUCCCGGAAACUACGCCACCGAUGUCGAAGCUGGUGCAGCCACCCAAUUUCGGCAUCUUUUCAUUAUCUUGAUGUCCAAUCUCUUUGCUAUCUUCUUGCAGUCUCUAUGCAUCAAGUUGGGGAGCGUCACCGGCUUGAACCUCGCAGAAAACUGCAGGAAAUACCUUCCCAGGUGGCUCACCAUCACUCUAUAUCUCUUUGCCGAGUCUGCCAUCAUCGCCACUGACAUUGCCGAGGUCAUCGGUUCUGCAAUUGCUUUGAAUCUCCUGUUCAAGAUCCCUCUGGUAGCAGGAUGUGCGAUCACACUCGUCGACGUUCUCGUCCUGUUGCUGUUCUACAGACCCGACGGGUCGAUGGUCCGCUUACGUCUGUUCGAGUACUUCGUCAUGACUCUAGUUCUGGGCGUCAUGGUAUGCUUCUGCAUCCAAUUGACUUUCAUUGAAGACACUACAGUAGGAGAGGUUUUCAAGGGGUACCUUCCGUCAUCUGCGAUCGUUGAAGGAAAUGGUAUCUACCUCUCAUGCGGCAUCAUCGGUGCUACAGUCAUGCCUCAUUCCAUCUUCCUUGGCUCUGGAGUAGUCCAGCCACGAUUGAAGCAAUUCGAUCGACAGAACGGCCACGUUUCUCUGGCCGAGGACUCUGAGGACGAAGAGGAGAAAUACGUACCCUCAAUUUAUGCCAUCAAGGCGUGCCUCAAAUACUCUGUCGUGGAACUAGCCACGUCGCUCUUCACUUUUGCCCUGUUCAUCAACUCUGCAAUUCUCAUUGUGUCAGGCGCAUCCCUCUAUCCCAAGACAGAAGCUACAGAUGCUGAUCUUUUCGGUAUUUACGACCUCCUCAAUCAGAAUCUCUCCAAGGUCGCCGGUACCCUGUUUGCUAUCGCCCUCCUCCUGUCUGGUACGUCCGCCGGGAUAGUCUGCACCAUGGCUGGGCAGAUGGUAUCAGAAGGCAUGCUCCACUGGACUUUGAAGCCUUGGUUGCGAAGGUUGAUCACAAGAGCCAUCAGCAUCAUCCCUAGUAUCAUCAUUGCCGCAGCCAUCGGCAGAGAAGGUUUGAACCAAGCCUUAACAGCAAGUCAAGUCUGCUUGAGCGUUAUCCUGCCCUUUGUUACCGCUCCGUUGAUUUGGUUCACCUGUCGAAGCCACAUCAUGACCGUUCGAACUUUUCAGGGUGAACAAAGUGGACAAAAUGUUAACAUGCGGAAUAACUGGCUGACUUCUGCUCUCGCCAUCACCAUUUGGCUUGUGCUAGUGGUGAUGAAUGUGGCGCUGUUGGUUCUUGUUGGCCUUGGAAAGGCCUAG